Molecule: messenger RNA, 2040 nt
Organism: Cadophora gregata
Lineage: Eukaryota; Fungi; Ascomycota; Leotiomycetes; Helotiales; Ploettnerulaceae
Exons: 3
Coding region: 1-2040 (679 amino acids)
Biological process (GO): signal transduction; regulation of GTPase activity
Cellular component (GO): cytoplasm
Source: RefSeq, a predicted model, not a curated record
AUGGCUCGGAAAACUACCACACCACAGCCGCUGACGCUUCCCAACACCAACCUCGCGGAUGAUGACCUAGACUUUGUCGGCAGCCCGAAGACUCCUCUCAGCCCAAAGUCUCCGAGGUCACCAAGAUCCCCCUUUAGGUUCAGCAGCAAGAGAACACAAAGCGAGCUUCCGUCUCUGCAAGCAGCCGAAUCGCAACCAAUCCGCGCCGCCGCCGCCCUUUCAUCCUCCCACACCACGCCUUCCUUGUCAGCAAUAUCGCAUUACUCGGCUGGAGAGGAGCAGCAGCAGCCAUAUCAACAGCAGCAGAAGCAGGAACGGCCUGCUCGGGGUGGUUUUUUCUCUAAUUACAAGGCCUCAAAAAGUUCAAGUCGUCUGCAGAACAAUCAGGAUACCACCAGCCAGCCGAACGACAGAAUGUCCAGAGACACAGACCGGCCUGCCAUGUCUGGGAGAGUUUCAUCAAAGGAGAAUACUAGAGCUGACUCCAGCCUCGAUAGGUCGAUUGCUAGACGACCUGUUGGCGGGCCAUCAAAUUCAGACGUAUCUCUCGAUUCGAACGGCGAGUCACAACCUACUACCACGAGCCCGGCUGCUACGAAAAAGAGUAAGCCGAAGCCUUUCAGUAUCUUAUCUCGAUCGAGGUCAAUACGCGACGAACAUUCACCUCGCGAACCGUCACCGACGAAUAAAUUGGGGGAAGGAGAGAAGACACCGUCACAGGCGCAAUCAGUUUCGCCAGACAACGCUGCCAAGUCAGCUCCUUUACCUAUUGAGCAAGGCGACAGGUCAUUCAGGGCAAUGAUGAACUCCACGGUACGACAGCGCUCCGAAGAUAGGCAACCUUCGCAACCUCGCGAAAGUUCGAAAACAAAGGAGGGCAGCAAGUUGCGAGAGCAGAGCAGGACACAGAUAAUGAAGGAACAGAAGGACAACGUCGGUCGAUCUCAGCCAUCCUUCUCGGGGUCCUUUCGGGAAGGUGGAGGACACACAUUUCUGAAUAAUUUGAAGAGCUCCGCUACCAAAGGUGCGGGAGCACUGAGCAAGGGCUUGUUUGGCAAGAGUGGCAGAAGUGGCAGUACGAACGAAAAGGAGCCAGUUGUGGAUGAUGAACAUUACCAGAUCAAGGUCCUCAAUCUGCCAUUAAUGGAGCAGACACGUCUAACCAGGAUUUCGAAGAAGUUGGAGGAUUCAAGAGACAAGACCGAAUUCUGGAUGCCAGCGUUCCCUUGGAGAGCAAUCGACUAUUUAAAUUAUAAGGGCAGCGACGUUGAGGGGUUGUACAGAGUUCCUGGCAGUGGUCCACAGAUCAAGAAAUGGCAGAGAAGAUUCGACGAGGAAUACGAUAUCGACCUUUUCGAACAAGAUGAACUCUACGACAUUAACAUUAUUGGCUCUAUGCUCAAAGCUUGGCUGCGCGAGUUACCAGACGAAUUAUUCCCCAAGACAUCCCAGGAUCGGAUCGCCCGCGAAGCUGGAGGACAGGAGGAAGUUCCACAACUGUUGAUUGACGAGCUCUCGAAUUUGUCACCUUUCAACUACUACCUACUAUUUGCUAUCACCUGCCACCUUUCACUUCUCCUCGCCCACUCCGACAAGAACAAGAUGGACUACCGAAAUCUUUGUAUCUGCUUCCAACCUUGCAUGAAGAUUGACGCUUACUGUUUCAAAUUUUUGGUUUGCAAUUGGAGAGAAUGCUGGAAGGGUUGCAAGACGGAGCAAUACUACGUGGAGCAGGAGUAUAUGUUAUUCGACAUGAUCACCCCUUCUAGUGCUGAAGGUCGAAGCAGCACCGCUGUUGAGAGCCACGAUGAGCGCAACGUUUCAAGCUCAGACAGCAGCAAGCCAAGCAGUGUUAGUAUUGAUCAAGCCAGCAAGACUGCAGGAAGCCAGAACAAGAAGGUUGCCGUGAGCCAAUCCCAAACCAGCAGUGCCAGCACUGUCAACACCACUUUGACGGUUGUUCAAGAACGUACGCCACCGAGAAGUAAUGAGAUGCGACCUCUCAGUCCUAUCAAGCCUUUGAGCCCAAUUGGAUUCUAG